AUGCCUGCCAUCCAUGCACCCCCGAAAUUGCCAACGCCGGCCGGGUGCCGCUCAGUUUUCGCGCCACCGGUGGCCGCAGGUCAUGCACUUGUAGAAGCUCGUCAUGGGCUCGUCGGCACUGCGGAUCUGGACUUGGAAGAAGGCGGCCUCGUCACCGUCGCAGCCAUCGGCUGGGCAUUGGACCCGACCCUUUUGCGCGUUGUCCCAGGCGCCGGGCCCGCCGAAGACGUCCUCCUUUUCCUUUCGCUCGUAGACGCGGCGCGAGAAGACGGGAUCGGUGAUGAGCAGCAUCGUAGCGGGUCGUGGGAGAAGGAGGAGGAGAAGGAGGAGGAGGAGGAGGAGGAGGAGGAGGAGAAGGAGGAGGAGAAGGAGGAGGAGAAGGAGGAGGAGAAGGAGGAGGAGAAGGAGGAGGAGAAGGAGGAGGAGGAAGAGGAAAAGGAAGAGAAGGAAGAAAGAAAAAAGAAGGAAGAGGAGGAGGAGGAAGAGGAGAAGAAAGAGGAGGAGGAAGAGGAAAAGGAAGAGGAGGAGGAAGAGGAAAAGGAAGAGAAGGAGGAAGAGGAAAAGGAAGAGGAGGAGGAAGAGGAAAAGGAAGAGGAGGAGGAAGUAGUGGUGCAACUCCAGGAGAAUAUGCGUCAAGUUUUCGUGCUCGCAUUUGCACCUGCCAUGGAGGUUGGGGCUUCAACUGUAUUUCACUGCCGAUUUUCUACCGAAACUGUUGAGGCGAAGACUGUGACCAUGACGCUAUACAUGUACGCUAUAGUGCUUGCCUCUAUUCUCCUCCAUACUGUAUCCGUACACCGCAUUUGGUCUGCCGAUGCCGCCAGCCCCUCCCCCACCAUCCUGUCUGUACUCCCUCUCGUCAACGCGGCCUCGAACCCAUUCUCCGGUCCCGUCGCCCACCGCAAACGAGGCACCAGCGUCCUGCCGCCGGCAAUCCCAAUGGCCGCCGAGGAAGAGCAUGAGGGCGCUUCCGUCCAGGAGCAGCUCGUCGAGGCCUGCCGCCGAAACAACGUCGAUCUCCUCCGCGAAAUCCUCGCCGACAGACCAGACGCCGAGAUUACUCGCCUUCUGAACGCUACCACUACCGUGCUCGGCACUCACCUCUACCACGAGGCUGCCUCUCAUGGUCACUGUACGACCUCCCCCCCCCCCUUUCUCUCGUCUCACCAUGUGCUCGUGGCGAGUAAGAAAAAAAAACACCUUUGCCGGGAAAGCUGCAACGCUAACGUCGGCGCGCGACCAUGUCUAGACGAGGUCAUUGACUUCCUCCUCGACCAGCCCGACUUCGAGUGCGACCCAAUCACCCGCAUCGAGCGCGACACUCCCCUCCAUACCGUCAUCCGAUGGCUCAACGCCGAGCCCCCCGCCCAGCAGCCGUUUGGUAUAGCCCUGAUCCAGAUGAUGCUCGAGGCCGGCUCCAACACACGGGUCCGCAACAAGGCUCGCCUCACACCCCUCCAGCUCGUCGACCCCGCCAACAAACCCCUCCGAGACCUCAUCGAGAAACACGAGUACGCGAGCCAAAACGCUGGCGACUUCAUCGAGCCUCAUGACGCUCCCAAGAAGGCUGCGACGAACCUCUUCGACGUUGGCGGCCGUGACGCCCCCGACGACGAUGCCGAAUUCAGCGGCAGUGACGAGGAGGAGCGCGCAGAGUGGGAGCGCAGGAGAAGGGGCAAGAAGGGCAGGGCAUAG
This is a messenger RNA of Drechmeria coniospora, 1695 nucleotides long. RefSeq lists its product as uncharacterized. Lineage: Eukaryota; Fungi; Ascomycota; Sordariomycetes; Hypocreales; Ophiocordycipitaceae. The record is from RefSeq and is a predicted model, not a curated record. The transcript is spliced from 5 exons. Gene Ontology annotation, cellular component: nucleus; CAF-1 complex. Gene Ontology annotation, biological process: nucleosome assembly. Bases 1 to 1695 code for a protein of 564 amino acids.